ACCCCCACCCCCGUCCACUGCUGUCUUUGGACAUCCCUAAAUCCGGUCUGCAGUCCUUCGGGCCUGACGUCAUUGCUUCCGCAAGGCCCCCUCCCUCUACUCUCCCCUUCACCUCUAGUGUCGGCAGCGUUGGCUUCUGCCUACAGAAUCCAACAUGGAGUAACUAGAGAUGGGGCUCGUACGGGGCCAUCCUCACCGACAUCAACGCACGAUUUCAAUUACCGCAUUUCAGCACGGGGCGCGACAGGAUUAAAUCGGUGGAGGUAUUCCAGAAGGAUUUACACUCUCGUGGAUGCGCUCGAAUAAUCGUAGUGAAGCGCUGCGAGACGAAGAGAGGCGAAAAAGAACGCAAACACAGGAAAAAAACACACGGAAAACUCGACUGCUACAGCGUGUGAACGAGGUGUGUUGGACGAGAAGGGCAAGACAAAAAUGAAGACACCACACCAUGUAACCUCGGUCGGAUAUUAUCGUAGGUGAAACUAAAAAAAUGACAGAGGAAACACACCCAGACGAUGACAGCUACAUUGUGCGCGUCAAAGCAGUGGUCAUGACCCGGGACGACUCGAGUGGCGGCUGGCUGGCCCAGGACGGGGGGUGCCUUAGCCGAGUGGGCGUGUGCAAGGUGUUGUCAACCGAGCUGCUGGGUCGAAGCAGCUUCCUCAUCUACGGAGAGCGCCUUAAAGACAAACAGGUGAUUCUGGAAUGCUUUCUGAAGAAGGAUCUGGUGUAUACCAAGGCCACACCCACAUUUCACCACUGGAAAGUGGACAACAAGAAGUGUGGCUUGACGUUCCAGAGCCCGGCUGAUGCACGCGCCUUUGACCGCGGUGUCAGGAAAGCCAUGGAGGACCUGACUGAAGGUACGGGAGGGAAAGGCGAGGACUACGACAGCUGUAUCUCAAUUCUGUUGGAUGGAUCUACGACCUCUUCUUCAACCAUACAAAACGAGGCAGAAUUAGGUGAUGAUGACGUUUUCACAAACGCCACUGACAGCUCAUCCAACUCAUCCCAGAAGAAGGAGCCAAUCCCUCCGCCCCUCCAGCUGGCGACCCUGGCCCCGCCCAGCUUCUGCGAGCCCCGCCGGCACCAUUGCAUUCUGGGCCACUUCUAUGACCAGCACCGACCCUCGGACCACUACUUCCUGGAUCAGUCAGGGCCCAUAUUUCCACGCCACGUCAGCUUUCAGGUGGAGGAGGAAGAGAUUGUUCGCAUCAAUCCCCGCGAGCGGACCUGGCUGACGGGCUACGAGGACUACCGACACGCCACCGCCACUCGCGACAAGCUCAUCCAGCAGCCUGAGGAUGGCGACACUUAUGUGCACUUCGCAAAGAGAGAGCCUCCCAAACACGACUACACCUACCCUUACCCCUUAGGCCUUGACCCACACUCACGGGACCCCAAGAUGGGCUGCAUAGGACGACUGGGCGGGGGCGGUGGCCUCAGCGGUGGACAACGAGCGGUGGUCACGGCCCAGCCUCGCGCCCUCCAUCCCAAGGGCAAGCGGCGGAAGGAGGACGGCGAGCGCUCACGCUGCGUCUACUGCCGGGACAUGUUCAACCACGAGGAGAACGGGCGUGGGCGCUGCCAGGAGGCACCGGACCCCAUCCAGACGUGCAUCCACCGGGUCAGCUUCAUGUGGUGCGCGGACAGCCUGCUCUACCACUGCAUGUCGGACCCGGAGGGCGACUACACAGACCCGUGCUCGUGCGACACCAGCGACGAGCGCUUCUGCCUGCGAUGGCUGGCCUUGGUGGGUUUGUCGCUGCUGGCCCCCUGCAUGUGCUGCUACGCCCCCUUGCGCGCCUGCUACCGCUGCGGGGUGGCCUGCCACUGCUGCGGAGGCAAGCACAAAGCCGUGGGCUGAGGGCACCGCCAUGCAGCCUUUUCUGGCAGGCGGUGGGGUGACGACUAGAACAAAGACACAUGGAAUUGACCGGAAAAGGGUGGCCCCCGUUAUUGUUUUGUUUCUGUUGUUGUUGUUGUUGCGUCUCUCUGCCAAGUCCCAGACAGGAAAACAAUUGGCUCUCCUGAUUUUUAUUGUAUUUUUCUAAAUCAUGGUCUUUCUCUGUGAAAAGAAAGGUUAAAAAAAGUUCCCUGUUGUUUUCCCAUUCAUUGUUUUAUUGUGUGUGUGUGGGGGGUACCCAACCUACGGCUUCCAUCUCUUGCAUUACAAAGACUAGAACGAUGAAUAUUCAUUUAUAAAUAUAUAUAAACAGGUACUUUUAUAUUUUUACACUCAUGUGUUUUAAAGGCUUGAAUAUUUUUCUUUCAGUGUUUUGUGCAAGAGGUCCGUGUGAGAGUUGUUCUCUGAAGGUGGUGUGGUGGUGGUGGUGGGUGGGGGGGGUGGCGUCCUCUUACUCAAUGUUCUCUCACUACUAAUCCAAGAUCAAGCUUGUUCCAUUCUGUAAACCAGAGGCACUUAAAUCAACAUUGUGUUCUAAACAGCACUGUAUUCCCACAGAGCAUUUCUUAUUGCCAGAGCAUAGUCGAAAGGAGGGCACUAUAUCGGGAAUAGAGGGCCAUUUGGGAUACGCAGCAACUGUGAUCACAUUAGCCCUUCCCCAGCCAAUGAAACAAAAGCGAAGCCAAACUUUGACCUGAAACCAAUGUUUCCUCAUUCUGCCCUUGACCUGGCCUCGUUCCUGGUCUGCACUGUCUUGUCAACUCUCUUGCGGUUGUCUGUGACUACAGCAGUUGGCUAAUCCAGGGUAGUCGCACCUUGGACGAGGCUACUCUUGAGCUUAAAGCUUGUUGUUAAAACAAAUGAUACUUUAUGAACAUCAAUGCAAACAAACCUGAUAAGGCCAUGACAAUGGCAUUCUACCACUCAAGACAAAUUAGACUGAAUACAUUGUAUGGUGGAUUUGGCCCAGAAUAAAAGAUGAAAUUGGUCAGUAGUGCUUAAGGAUCAGAUAGGGAAACUCUGCUUUAGACACAAUCUACAGGAUAGGUGUCUACUUGUGGGUGUGUGCAAGUGUUUGACUUUGUGCAAAGGUCUGGAAAACAAAAUGGGCAAAAAUUUAUAUCUAAUUACUAUUGUUGUGAAUCUAACUAAAAGCCAAAAUGACAAAAUAAGCUGAAGCCUUUACAUAGAGAAUCUUUAAAUUGCUUAUUUGAUAGAAAAUUUUAAUAUGAUAAUGCUUAGUCAACCUUUUUCUUACGGUGAAGGAGAACAACGCAAGCCUUCGCUGACUUUUCAUUUAGUUAAUGUACUAUGUCAUGUUUUGAUAAAUCUUUUGAUAAAGUUUUUUUUUAAUUUAUUUUCCUUGCUAAAUUUAGACCCCAGUCUAAGAGGAAUGGGUGGCAAGGAGGAGCUGAUCAGUCCCAUUGAAAACUAAACACAGCCAGGAGGGAGAAGAGGGUGUUUUUAUUUUGUUUGCGUUAUGAGAUAGAUGAGAUCAUUGUCCAGUCUACUCUCAUUGUCAGUGGUGCUUUCUUUUGCAAUUACUUUUCUUUUGUCUUUUAAAAUGAUGCUAAAUGUUGUCAGAGAAUCUAAAGAUGUUUGCUAAAUUUUGGCUUGAGAGAGUGCGGGUCAAACCAUUUGAACCCAAUUGCUCAUGUUUACCAAAACACACAGUUGCUCCCCAAGGCUGAAGAUGGAAGACAUUCUUCUGAAGUCCAAUAACGCCCACUUCCUGGUCUUUUACUCACAAUUGCGUUACAGCUAAUGGCAAGAGAGAAUGCUAAUGUUUGUUAGCCAGUCUAAUCGUGCAGGUGGUAUGAAAGAAAAUGAACGGUAUAGUAUGCGUGUGUAUAUAUGUGGAUGGAUGAAUGCAUGUAUGUGGAUGGAUGGACUGAUGGUAUGUACUGAAACAAAAACCAGCCUCAAAUUGAAACCACCCUGUAACCUUAAAGGUUUAAACUUUCUAUGUAUGAAGCACAACACUAAUCAGAAAACCUAAUGAACAAUGUGUGAAUUGCUAUGAGAAGUGCCCGAUCUUGAGUCACAUCGACAUGGUAAAAAGGCAUCUUAUGUUAUAUAUCCCAGUCACACAUUACCUAAUUGUCGUAAUCAUUUGAGUACCAAGCAACGUCUGGGGUUCUAUAGGUGACUACCAUGGGAACAAGGGUUGCAGGUUCUGUUCAAAAGCUGCUGUUGUGUCCAUGUCUUUGUCUUUCCUAUCUUUCUCUCAAACUCCUUCCUUCCCUAUUUCUGGUGUGUGUCUCUGUCAGCUUUGCAAUACUGUUGCCAUUCAUUGUAGAGAAGAUCCAAGUUUUAUUUUUCUAUCUGUGGUAAAAGAAAAGUUAACCAAAAACAGUUUGUCUGUUUGGUGCAGUGUCUAGUUCCUGCACACAUUUAACUAUUAAAGGAAAGUGCCUGAA
Molecule: messenger RNA, 4326 nt
Organism: Esox lucius (northern pike)
Lineage: Eukaryota; Metazoa; Chordata; Actinopteri; Esociformes; Esocidae
Gene: spred2a
Product: sprouty related EVH1 domain containing 2a
Exons: 6
Coding region: 491-1867 (458 amino acids)
Biological process (GO): negative regulation of MAPK cascade; multicellular organism development
Cellular component (GO): membrane
Molecular function (GO): protein kinase binding
Source: RefSeq, a predicted model, not a curated record